Molecule: messenger RNA, 1972 nt
Organism: Pollicipes pollicipes
Lineage: Eukaryota; Metazoa; Arthropoda; Thecostraca; Pollicipedomorpha; Pollicipedidae
Exons: 12
Coding region: 75-1886 (603 amino acids)
Cellular component (GO): plasma membrane; signaling receptor complex
Molecular function (GO): protein binding
Source: RefSeq, a predicted model, not a curated record
AGCCGCGCCGCCGCAGUGAGCGCACGAGCGCCGGACGACCGCCACGCGCGGCACACAUCGGCCCAGACGCCACCAUGGCCGACCGGCGUAUCCCCUUCCUGGGCUUCGGCGGCGGCGGCGGCGGCGAUUACGAGCACGCGUUCGAGCUGCGCCCUCAGCACGUGCCCGUGCAGAGCCGCCACUUCGCGCCGGGCACUUACGACGCGUCUCGAGCCAGGUCUCGCCAGCGGUCGACGCGUGAGCUGGAGCGGUCGCGCCGCUGGCAGAGCAGGCUGGGCAGCGGGGCGGCGCAGGAGGAGAGUGACCUAUCGUCCACCAUGAGCAGCGGCGUCGGCCCGCUUGACUGGAGACUGGCCGACUCCCAGCACCGGCUGACCGGAGAGGUGGAUAACAUGGCGUACGUGCACCCAACCGAGUGGUCGGACGACCGGCUGACGCUGUACCCGCAGCUGACCUCGACCCCGCUGAGCAGAGCCGAACCCCAGACGCCGUACCCGGCGGCGCCGGGCGGCGCGGCGGCGCCCCCUGGCGGCCGCUCCCAGUACCCCCUGCCCUCGGACGCCCUGCCGCACGCCGGCUGCGGCAAGGAGGUGGCCUUCCGGCUGAAGCAGAGUCCGAUGGCGGCGGUGUGGAGGAAGCUGCAGGACCAGGGCGGGGGCCGGCGCCGCUCCGGCCUGCUGCUCUGCCUGCUGCUCUUCUGCAUCGGGCUGCUUAUCGGCGCCGUCAGCGUGGUACUCUACCUGACAGUGGCGCCGGACAUCCGGCGAGGCGGCGCCGUUCCGGCCGACGACCAGACCGGCGCCGAGGCCGGGGACAUGAUGACGUUCCAGGGCGAGUUCACCGUCACCAACCGACCGUUCAAAGCGAGCUACAGCGACCCGUCGUCGGUCGGGUACCGCCGGCUCGCCAGCAAGCUGGAGGAGGAGCUGGACGCGCUGUUCCGCGCCUCCAACCUGUCCAGCGCCUACAACGCGUCGACAGUGCUGGCGUUGCGGCCGUCGUCGCCGGCGGCUGGCGCGCCGCUGUCCGGCGGACCCACGGACAACGUCACCAAGGUGGAAGUGCUGGUGCGCUUGAAGCGGCCCAGCCCGGACGGCGUCGUCACCAUCGGCACCACCUUCAUCGAGGGUAUGGGCAACGCUCACCGGCGCAUGUGGCUCGGCCGCUUCAACGUCAAGCUCGACGACAUCUCGUUCUCCGUGUCGCGCACGACGCUGCCGCCGCCGCCGCCGUCGACCACGCCGCCGCUGCCGAUCGACGUGCGCUGGGGUUCCUGGGAGGACUGGUCACCCUGCGUGCCCUGCAACGUCAACUACACUCAGACCCGCCAGCGCAAGUGCCUGCUGAACAACGGCUCGGGCGUGCUGCUCGACCCGGGCAACAUCUGGCCGUGCCUGCGGCUCAAUCAGGGCGCCGACAUGGAGCACCGCGACUGCCAGCCGCCGCCACCGCCGCCGCCGCAGCCCAACCGCUUCUGCGACCGCUGCGUGGAGGGUGAGGUGUGUGUACAGCUGAGUGGCCAGGCGGUGCCCGAGUGCCAGACGCCGGCGGACGCCGACGACCCGCUCGGCUGCGGCGGCCUCUGCAAGCUCGACGUCGAGCGGUGUCACCAGAUCUCGGACCGCGCCUAUCAGUGCCUGGACGAUUCCCUGUGCCAGAGCGAUGAGUUCCGCUGUCUGUACGGCACGUGUCUGAAGAACCACAUGCGCUGCGAUGGUCGUGCGAACUGCUCCGACUGGGACCUCUCGGACGAGCUCGACUGUGAGUGCGACCGGCCAGACCACUUCCAGUGCGGGAACCAGACGUCCUGUCUCCCCAUCUCGCUGCGCUGCGAUGGCGUGCCGGACUGCUGGGACGGCUUCGACGAGGUCGGAUGCGAGUCCUGACCGGGAACUGCGUGGAUAGGGCGGCGGCUUGCGACGGCGUCGACGACUGCGGUGACGACAGCGACGAGCUGGACUGCCGGCGGGAC